Messenger RNA from Tripterygium wilfordii, 1670 nucleotides. Its product is annotated as auxin-responsive protein IAA9-like. The transcript has 6 exons. NCBI's taxonomy places the organism in Eukaryota, Viridiplantae, Streptophyta, Magnoliopsida, Celastrales, Celastraceae. The coding region runs from base 227 to 1327 and encodes 366 amino acids. Gene Ontology annotation, cellular component: nucleus. Gene Ontology annotation, molecular function: protein binding. Gene Ontology annotation, biological process: regulation of DNA-templated transcription. The record is from RefSeq and is a predicted model, not a curated record.
GUAAUUUCCAUAUUACCCCUCUAGCUUUUCGUUUUCUUUAGCUUCUGCUUUAAUGGGAGGACCUUGAGUUCUUUCGCUCUCCUGUUCUCUGCUGUUUUUCACCUGCAAUUCGUGGCUUGUAGCUUUGAAAGUUUUGUCAGAUUUGGUCGGCAUCCUUUGCUUCGUUUGAUCCGUCGAGAGUUUAACAGAAUCUACACUCUUUAUUUAGUGGAAUCUUGCAAGUCUAAUGUAUCCUCCUCUUCUGGGAGGGGAGGAGGGGCAGAGUAAUGCCUCUCUAGUCCCCUCCACAUCCACCAUCCACAAUGGUCCUGGGUUCAAAGAACAAAAUUAUCUGGGCCUGUCAGAUUCUUCCUCAGUUGAUAGCUCCGCAGUCUCAAGCUUACCUGCAGAAAACAAGAGUGGUCUCAAUUUGAAGGCUACUGAGUUGAGGCUUGGUCUUCCUGGAUCGCUAUCCCCCGAAAGAGAAUCGGAGUAUUGCUUGUCGAGUGUGGGGAAGUUUGAUGAGAAGCCUCUCUUCCCUUUGCUUCCAACAAAGGAUGGAAUUAGUUCAUCCACACAGAAGCAUGUUGUUUCCGGCAACAAAAGAGGAUUCUCUGAUACCAUGGAUGGGUUCUCAGAGGUGAAGACUUUCGGGUAUGCUGAAAAAAACUGGAUGUUUCAUGGAGCUGGGUCCGAUUCCGAGUCUCCGCAAUCCGUGGGACAAAGCAAGUUUCCUGGUAAUUCAGGGGAAAAUGUCAUGUCAUCUUCCAAGCCAUCUGGGACUCAAUCAUCCAUAGUGAAAGAGGUUCCACCCAAAGUGCCGGAGGAACCGUCUGCAAAUGGAACCAAGGUUAACCAGCAUGGUGCACCAGCUGCAAAGGCACAGGUAGUGGGGUGGCCUCCCAUCAGAUCAUUUAGGAAGAAUACACUAGCUACCACGUCAAAGAACAAUGAUGAAGUGGAUGGGAAACCAGGUCCUGGUGCUCUUUUUGUUAAAGUUAGCAUGGAUGGUGCUCCUUAUCUAAGGAAGGUAGAUCUGAGAACUUAUUCGACUUAUCAAGAGCUAUCUUCUGCUCUUGAGAAGAUGUUCAGCUGUUUUACCAUAGGUCAAUGCGGAUCACAUGGAGCUCGAGGGAGGGAAAUACUGAGUGAGAGCAAGUUGAGGGACCUUUUACAUGGAUCAGAGUAUGUGCUUACGUGUGAGGAUAAGGAUGGUGAUUGGAUGCUUGUUGGGGAUGUCCCGUGGGAGAUGUUCAUUGAUUCAUGCAAGAGGCUCAAGAUCAUGAAAAGUUCUGAUGCGAUCGGCUUAGCUCCUAGAGUAAUGGACAAAUCCAAGAUGAGGACUUAGCUGGUCCUUUGUGGGUUGAGUGCUUUCCUGCUGCAAACCGGAAGACUUGUCAGGGAUGGGGAAAGCUUGAGGAAGCUCCUGAGGGAAUGAAUUGUGUGGUUGGGUUGGGGAUGAAUGUCUGCAAGUAGUUCAGAUGUAUUUUUGUUGUUAAUGGUAUGAAGAAGUUGGAGCCUUUGUUAUCUUUAAGGUGCUGUGUUUCUUGACUGUCCUGAUGUUAUGUUUCAUUUGGUGGUUAUAUGGAUUGUGUUGGUAUGAUAAAUUAUGUUGUUCAAUUCAGAAUUGGAGAACUCAGUGAGGAAUAUGCUCAACGUAGUAUUUCUUCUAUACAAGUUUACUUUCUUUA